AUGGCUUUCAAAUUAAAUUGUUUCUUUUUUGUGACUCUUUCGAUGAUAGCAAUUGCUUCUACCAUCUGCCUUGCAGCAAAUGAUGAUCAAAAGUUAUCGAUUUCAUUUGGUCGUGAUAAUUGGCAAACCAAUAAUCCAAACGGCGAUAUUAAUUGGCACAGUAUGGAUCCAAACGAUCCUAAAGUGGUGGACCUUGCUAAUUUUGCGGUAAAGGAGGCAAAUAAGAAAUAUAAAGGCAACAGAGUAUUCAAGUAUGUGAAAGUGACGGAUGCAGCCUAUACUGAUCAAAUUUAUGAUUCUUACAGAGUUUAUGAUAUUCUUGUUGUGGCCAUAGAUACAACAUCUGGUGUCACACACAGAGUUCUAACAGUGGUUAAAGAAGGUAUUAAGGGGAAACAAAAAGGUAGAAGAGAACUAGAGAGCUUCGAUCCACUUUUUACUUAAAAUUGCCCCCCAAGUGU
Molecule: messenger RNA, 461 nt
Organism: Solanum dulcamara
Lineage: Eukaryota; Viridiplantae; Streptophyta; Magnoliopsida; Solanales; Solanaceae
Exons: 1
Coding region: 1-444 (147 amino acids)
Molecular function (GO): cysteine-type endopeptidase inhibitor activity
Source: RefSeq, a predicted model, not a curated record